AUAGAAAAACUCCCAUUGUAGCCUACGUCAGAAUUGCAAAUUGAUUUUUUUUUAUUCCUAAAGCUUCGCUAUAGUGGUAAACGAGGAGUGCAAUAUCAUUACAUCAGAAAGUAUUUAUACGACUAGCUCUACAUUUUCACCCUGCUGGUAACAUUCUACUUUGCAAGAGUUGAGUAUCAUACCUAUGCUAUAUUGCAUUACACUCUCCAUGGGUUCAGAGCUGGAUGUUGGAUAUGCGUGGGUUGUCGCCAUUGCAAGUUGGACAACAACUGUUAUAAAUGUAAUGGUAACGACAAGUGGGAUUUAUUAUCCUUAUUUGAUUGACUAUUACGAAGAAAGUGCAGCAACGGUUGGAUUCGCACUUGUACUUAUUCCUACAGUCAAAUCUCUUUUUGGUGUGUUUAUUGCAAUAAUCGCCAAAGCACUGGGCUGCCGGAUUGUUGUGAUCCUCGGAAGUUUUAUCUUGAUGUGUGGCUGUAUUUUAAUGGCAUACUCAACGAGUAUUACUGCGGUUUUCCUGGCUUGUAGCCUUAUUGGUAUUGGAAUAUGUGUAAAUUAUUUCGUAGCUUACUUCAUCAUAGAUGUUUAUUUUAAAAAAUAUUUUACUUUAGUGAUAUCUAUAAAAGCAGCAAUAAACGGUGCAGCGCUGAUGAUGGCACCGUAUGUCAAUCGGAUGUUCGUUAUCAAUUUUGGAUGGCAACAUUCAUAUCUCCUUCUCUCAGCAAUUUCGUACCAUCUGGUUCUGUGCGGAGUGAUAUACAGAGCACCAAAAAUAAGUUCUAAUGAAGAAUCUGAAGAACUUUCUCUUCUGGUGGUGGAGCAAGAAAAUAAUUCUCUCCAGCCUGAUUUACAAAUCACUCCAACAGAUGAAAAAAGGUGUUCUAGUUGGUUGGGGUACAUUUACGAAAUAUGUCAUUUGCGUUUGUUCAAAAGCAACGCGUUUGUUGUUCUUGUUUUCGUUUCAUUAUUACAUGGAGCAGUUGAGGAAGGUGUUGUGAUGAUUAUACCGGAUGAUAUGCUGGAGCGAGGCUCCACUCUACGCGCUAGUCAGCUAACUUUAACAGUUUACGGAGCAAGUAGUCUCAUUGGAAGACCUGUUCACUAUCUUUUUAGCAAAUUUAUUUCAAAUGAUUUAUUUAUCCAUCUAGCAACUAUCUAUUUUCUUGCGUUUCUGGCUUUACUAAUCUGCGUUACAACAGUAGAUGAUGACGCUAUUUAUGUGGCGAUGGUUUUCAUUGGGUUUUCUGUCGGUUGGUUUAGUGCAAUCCAACCACUUAUAGUGAAAUCUGUGGCAAAUGAUUUCUUCUUUGGAUUUGCUUGGGUUGAUCUUUUAUACGGCGUUGGUGCAUGCAUUGGAAUUAUAUUUCUUGGCUGUCUUCGUGACAAAGUCGGGAAUUUUUGGUUAUCCCAGUUUUCAUUGUUAUGUCUGGCGAUAAUUAAUACAGUCCUACUUUUUGGUUUCGUUGUGUAUAGAAAGAUGAAAAAAACAUGCUGAGAUAUUUUAUUUUUUGGUAGAUUUUCCGUCGAUACUACGAUGGAGCUGGACUUAACAAGACUGCUUGAUUUGAACAAGACGUCCCUUCAUAUCAUAUUUGUGAAAAUAGCUAUAACUGAUAUUGAAUUUAGAAUGGUCGUGACCAGAAUAACUCUGACUUUAGAUAUAGAAUAAUUGAAAUAAUGUUAAUUAUAGAAAGUAGACAUACGGUAUUGCCUAGCGUCCUGGUUCUUAAUAGGCGGUCCGGGCUUCGCGGGUUUACUUCCUGCUUCAAAGCAUACUUCGUUGGUAGGGCGGAUCACUUGUUCUCUACAACAUGGUCUUUCUUCAGAUGUUCUUCGCCGACGCUUGAUCGGGACCGGCUCGACCAGAUUUAACAGUGUUUGGACGUUUUGUGACGACGUUGGUAAAUGUGUUUGAAUGAAAUUAAGAUUUUAUUUGUUUUGUUGUGAUGAUUUAUCCUACAAUAAAAUAAAAUGCAGGCUUAAGCCUA
Molecule: messenger RNA, 1988 nt
Organism: Anneissia japonica
Lineage: Eukaryota; Metazoa; Echinodermata; Crinoidea; Comatulida; Comatulidae
Product: monocarboxylate transporter 13-like
Exons: 5
Coding region: 185-1495 (436 amino acids)
Biological process (GO): transmembrane transport
Molecular function (GO): monocarboxylic acid transmembrane transporter activity
Source: RefSeq, a predicted model, not a curated record